This is a messenger RNA of Cuculus canorus (common cuckoo), 1777 nucleotides long. RefSeq names its product R3H domain containing like (gene R3HDML). NCBI's taxonomy places the organism in Eukaryota, Metazoa, Chordata, Aves, Cuculiformes, Cuculidae. The record is from RefSeq and is a predicted model, not a curated record. The transcript has 6 exons. Bases 421 to 1182 code for a protein of 253 amino acids.
GGAACAUCCUCCCCGCUGCUCCGGGAAGGGCUGGCAGGGAUGCUAUGAGGUGCAUUGGCUGACGGAUGAGGAGAUAUUCCAAGUUUUUUCCUUUUUUUUUUUUAAGUUAUUUUAGUUUUGCAGUGGUUUAUUUUUCUUCCUCUGAGAUAAAGAGUCGUUAGGAUUUCUCACCAAUGCUUUUAAAACUUGCUGUGCAUUUCUUUAUCUGUAUGAGCUUUUCGUUUGUUCUGGGGUUUUACUCGACACACCAAGUGCCUGGGAAGCUACAGGGCAGGCGGCUGCGGUGAAUAUCUCAGCAUGCUCCUAAUUAGUCCUUGCCUGGCAGACCCACGAACCAACAGCAGGGACCAGUGAUCUGUCUUACUCUUGCUUAACUCUGUGUGGGAGUGGAAAGCCACCAGCUAAUCCCACCAGCCAGGCAUGACUGUGCUCCACUUGCACCUGUACCUCACUGCCCUGAGCUUCUGGAUGAUGCAGCAGUCCAGCACCUUCCUGCUGCCCAACGCCACUGAGCUCUUGUCUCCCCCUGGGGUCAAAGCCACGGGCUUGCUGUGGGGCGUGGGGGUCCCUCGAAGCCGUCGGAAGCGAUACCUCUCCUCCCACGACAUGAGCGUGAUUUUGGACUACCACAACCAAGUGCGGACACAGGUGUCUCCCCCUGCUGCCAACAUGGAGUAUAUGAUGUGGGAUGAGCGGCUUGCCAGGGCAGCAGAGGCUUGGGCUGCGCGCUGCCUGUGGGACCACGGUCCCCCUCAGCUGAUGAAAUACGUGGGGCAGAACCUCUCCAUCCACUCGGGAAGGUACCGCUCUGUUGUGGACAUGGUGAAAUCAUGGCACCAGGAGAAGCAGCAUUACUCCUUUCCUCAUCCCCACGAAUGCAACCCCCGCUGCCCCUCCAAAUGCAGUGGCUCUGUCUGCAGCCACUACACGCAGAUGGUGUGGGCAUCCUCCAGCCGCCUGGGCUGUGCCCUCAGCACCUGCACCAACGUGCGAGUGUGGGGCAGCACGUGGCGACACGCCAUCCUUCUCGUCUGCAACUACUCCAUCAAAGGCAACUGGCUGGGAGAAGCGCCAUACAAGGUGGGGCAGCCGUGCUCAGCCUGCCCCCCAGUCUAUGGCGGGGGCUGCUCCAACAACAUGUGCUUCACUGGACUCAAAUCCAACCAAGUCAGCUGGUUCUAGGGCUGCAACCCUACGAGGAAGCCCCCAGGGAUGGGGUGAACCAGAAUUAUUUAUAACACUGUCGUGUCCCCCUAGCUGCUUUGGCUGUCUCUCAGCCCCCUCCCUGCACCAUGUUAGGUGGCCUUUUGGCAGCCCAGUUGUCCAGCCUGCUUCAUCCAUGUAGGAAAUGGCUUUUUUUAACACACCUCCUCUGGCAGCGCUUGUAUUGUCUGGCUGUUCGCCACUUCGGGGGAAAUAGGGAUGGUUCAGGUCCCUAUUUCCCCAAACAGGGAUGGUUUGGGGGUGCACGGAGGGAGCAGGGCAGGCUGGCAUGGUCCCUGCUCUGUGGGCUUGGGUUUUUUUCCCCACUGCCUCCCACAUGUGCUAAGGCAGCGAAUACCAAGAUGUUCCCCUUAUGGUGAGUGGCUGGAGGAGAAGUGGGGAGCCCAGAGAGUGCCCCCUGCUCCAAGGUUGCCCCUCUGUCCAUGAGACCUCCAGCUCUGAGCUCCCCAAUAAAGCAGCCUGGAGACUCCCGUGUUUGUGUUGGUCCUCCCUCUCUCGCAGCCUGGAGCCUUAGGGUAACACCAAACUCUGGUUUGGGGCGUAAAAAGUGAAG